Molecule: messenger RNA, 3184 nt
Organism: Nymphalis io (European peacock)
Lineage: Eukaryota; Metazoa; Arthropoda; Insecta; Lepidoptera; Nymphalidae
Product: deubiquitinase DESI2
Exons: 8
Coding region: 520-1164 (214 amino acids)
Biological process (GO): protein deubiquitination
Molecular function (GO): deubiquitinase activity
Source: RefSeq, a predicted model, not a curated record
UAUUUCAUGUGCACGGCAAUUUUUUUUACACAUGUCUCUUUAUUACAACAUUUUUAUUCGUUUUUUUUUUAUUGUGUAGAUAAUACUUUUUUGUGCACAAGUAAUUCGUAGAUACAGUAUUUAAUACAAUUGAUACAUAUAAUACAAAGCAAUGAAAGCUGAUAUCCUUCAACCAGUAUCACAAAGCAAACAAUGAAUAUAAUCUCUAUAUUGGAUUGAGUAAACAAAUGGGUGACUGGACAGAUUAUUAACAUGUUUGAUAAAAAGAGCCUUUUUGUAGAUUAAAAAAGAUUAAAAAUCCAGAUAAUACAAUGCUUAAUGAUUGACACCACCAUAAAUAUACAAUCUUAUCUAUGUCCAUUAGUGUGAAGAGGAUAGUUCAGUUCUUGUCCGACAUUUCCGUUUGUUUAACAACAUCCUUUAUUUAUAAAGUUUUGUGUCAGUCUAUUUUGGUGCAGUUGUUUUUUUUAAAAAGCUUAUUUAAUCUGUGUUAGCAGUAGCAUAGUUAAGUGUUAUACAAUGAAAAAGAAAAUAUAUAUAACCAGACUUCCGAAACAGUCGUGCGGCAUCUGCACGAUGUUUCCGUCGUGUAUGUCGCUGUUGCCGAGGAGGAACGAGCCGAGGCCGCCGAGGCCGGGGCAGGCGCCGGUCGUUCUCAAUGUAUACGAUAUGUAUUGGACGAAUUGGUACACCGCGGGCGCGGGAGUGGGCGUCUUCCACAGCGGUGUACAAGUGCACAGCUCGGAGUGGGCGUACGGAGGACAUCCGUACGCUUUCACGGGCGUGUUCGAGAUCACGCCGAGGGACGAGAGAGAGCUCGGGGAACAAUUUCGGUUCAGGCAAAGUGUACACAUAGGAUACACGGAUUUCAGCGAAGAGGAAGUCAGACGUCUUGUCACAGAAUUAGGCAAACAAUUCCGCGGUGACAGAUACCAUUUAAUGAAUAACAAUUGUAACCACUUCACGUCCGCUUUCUGUUUGGCGUUAUGCGACCGAGACAUCCCGGCGUGGGUGAACCGUCUCGCGUACGUCAGCUCCUGUGUCCCCUUCCUUCAGCGCUGCUUGCCAAAGGAGUGGCUGACGCCGACCGCGCUGCAGCACUCGCUGGCGGCGCACUCGCGCUCCUCCUCGCCCACCACGCCCUCCCCCACCACGCCGCAAUAGCGCUACGAGAAUCUGCGGCGAUGCAGAUGCAAGACAUAACGUGUUGUGCGUAAUAUUUAGAUUUAAUACUAGUUGACACUCCAUUUGGCGCAUUGUCGAAAGUAGUUCUUAAGUAAGAAGUGUUGCCAGAUUGAAUAUAAUGUAAUAUGUAACAACGAACACCAAUUAAACAAUAAAUUGAUCUUCCAAAAUUAAAGCGAAAAAUGAACAGUUAUUCGAAUGAUAAAAAAUAAGUCAUUUUUAUAUAAUAAGCCUGUUAUAUCACGAUGCCAUAUAAUUAUAUUAAAUUAUAACGCAAUAAAUAAUAUUAAAAAUCUUUAAUAAUUAAAAUUUUAAAUAAUGUAAUUACUUUUUCUUUUACAGAGAUGUUGAAAUUAUUUUAAAAAUUUCGUCAUAACUAAAGUUACACGUAAAAAAAACCGGUCUGAUUGUAUAAAGGCAACACUGCAAAGUUUCAAGGAGUCGAAGUGAAUACGUUCCAAAUUUAAAUCGCCAAAGGAUCGUUUUCUUAAUUGUGUAUUGUUUUUUGGUCUACUGGCAAACAACUGCAUCGAGACUGACGUGAGAAGUGGGGGCCACGUGAGGGCUCGGUGACAAGUGCGUCGGAAUGAUGUAUUGGUUUAUAUCAGUAAUUUAUAAAACAUCAUUUUUAAAUUAUAAGAAAAAACAUAGAUUUAAACAGAUUAAAAAGUACCAACUUUUUAAUCGAUUAAUUAUUGCAUCAAGGCGAGGGGAGGAGGAAUAAUAAAGGAGUAAUGAAUGAUUGAAUUUCAAAACGUAUUCGCGUCGAAAUUUUGUCACAAUAUAAAUCAAUACACUGUCGGUUAUAUAAAAUUCAAAGAUCCCAAGAAGUUUUGAAAAGAUCGCCGUGUAACAGAAAAGUAUAUGGCAACACAAUAUUAUUAUUAUUAUUAUUUUUUAUAGAAUAGGAAAACGAGCAUAUGGGCCACCUUAUGGUAAGUGGUCACCAAACGCCCUUAGACAUUGGCAUUGUAAGAAAUGUCAACCAUCGCUUAUAGCCAAUGCGCCACCUACCUUGGGAACUAAGAUUUUAUGUCCCUUGUGCCUGUGAUUACACUGGCUCACUCACCCUUCAAACCGGAACACAACAAUAUCAAGUAUUGCUGUUUUGCGGUAGAAUAUUUGAUGAGUGGGUGGUACCUACCCAGACGAGCUUGCACAAAGUCCUACCACCAGUAAAACUUGAUACGUAGAAACAUCGAUCAUCGCAUUCGAUGCAAUUAUAAAAAAAAAAUCGUAAACAAUUAAUCAAUUUAAAGCACUUUCAUUAAACGUAAUUUAUAGAGCUAUAAAAGCAAUUUCAAAAAGGUAAUAUUUUUUUUAUUUAUAACAUCAUAUCAUCGUUCCAUAUAUAUAAAAAAAAAUAUGUUUUUAUAAGGCAUAAAAAUGACUGCUCAAAAAAGUGAUUUUUGAAGUUCCUAAGACUUAAAUAGUAUUUUGCAGUUUUUUACGACAUCCAUGCAUUUCGCUUCUUCAAAUAAAACAUAAAAUCUCAAAACAAAUUAUAUAAUCUAUUUCAAUUUAAUAAACUUUCAAAAAAUUUUUAAUGAAAUAUAUAUAUAUUUAAUUCUUAUCUUUUUUUCCCUAUUAUUGCACUAAGGCUGCCUCUUAACUUUUUUAUCAAAAACGUGGACAAAGGUACAAACAAAACGUUUUUUUCAUACUUGCCAGUUCAAUAAUCCUAUAUGUACAUUUCAUAUUCAUUCAUCUAGGCUAAAUAAAAUGUAGAUUUAGGGUUCCGUCCGUCGAUAUUUUAUUAGACUUAAUAAGAUUGUCGUAUUCGUGCAAAUAUUAAUAGAUAUACGGACUUUUUUAAUUAUCUGUGGGCGAUAUUUACGAGGCUAGAAAGAAUAAUAAAAUGUAAGAAUCUUUAAUCUAUCAUUCUCCACAAAUUUAUUGAAUUUUUUACGUGAAGUUGUUUUUCGUAAUGGAACUGCUUUUAGGAUUGAUUUAGAAGUUUUAUGUACGCAAUACCUUUGCCUUUCCUAAUUAAAAAUAA